AUGCCUCCUUUGGGCCCGUAUGGGGACACUGAGGGCAGACCCACUGCGGGCUCCCGUAGUGGCCCAGGUGGGACCCACACUAAACAGGGGCCCAUUGUGGCCCUGUGGGACACCAAGAGCCCCUAUGGCUGGCUGAUUCUUACAGGCUGUUUUCAUGCUGACUGGUUGAACCAGCUUCUGGGCAAAAUGUCGAUCAUCUCUGUGCUCCUGCUGCAGUUGCUGCUCCUCUCUCCUCCCGUGUCCUCCUCUCCCCUCGCCAAGGAUGAGUCAGUGUGUGCCAGGACUUUCUGCGGUGCAGGUAGAGAGUGUGUAUCGACUGACAGAGGAGAGCCCGUCUGUCGCUGUUUACAGCAAUGUGAAGUCUCCGAGCACUGGGUGUGUGGCAGUAACAGCAAAUCCUACAGGAGUCACUGUGAGCUGCACAGAGACGCCUGCAUCACCCACACUAAGAUACACGUGGAGCACAGAGGACACUGUCUGGAGAAACCAACAAAGGCAGGUGUGAGCCCGAUCGUGUGUUUCCUGUCCGAUCGAGACUGGAUGAGAGAGAGAGUGAUCCAGUGGAUUCAGAAAGAAGCUCAGUCUGACCAUCGGGCCUCAAACACAUCAGCCAGUGACCGCCUUCAGAUGUAUUUUCAGGCGUAUGAUAAUGGGGAUUCGCAGCUUGAUUCUAAUGAGUUUCUGCUAUUCCUGAAACAUAAUGAGACGGCACUCAACAUCACAUACUCAGAAACUCUGGAGACUAACCUGCUGCUGAGAUCUCUGUGUGUUGAUGCUUUGAUAGAGCUGUCGGAUGAAAAUGCCGACUGGAAGCUGAGUUUGACUGAGUUCAUCAACUGUCUCACACCCACCUACCACCCACCUGAAAGAAAGUGCGCUCUGGAAGAUGAGGUCUUUGAAGAUGGAGCUGAAACUCAGAUGGAGUGCAACAAGUGCGUGUGCGCCUGUGGAAAUUGGGUGUGCACCUCUCUGACUUGCAAGGGGCAGCGUCAGGUAGAGGAGGACACUCGUGGAGGAGGAGAGGAGGAAGAAAUGAGCGAAGAGGAGUGGAGCAGGAGGGUGGCUGAACUCAGUGCUUUACAGGUUGACAGUCCCUACUGAAACAAUUUUUAAUCCUUAAACUUUAAAUCAUUACUCAAAGAGAGGAAUUAUCCCAACACAAAUGUGACACAGAUUUUGGGCACAGUGACAGAAAUCCAUUUUAUUUAAUCUAAAUAAAUACAUGCAAUAAACUGCUGAAUAAGGAAACAACAGUAUUCCACUUCCAGAUUUUCAAAUAAAAAAUAUUUAAUAUAUACUUAGUAGGUACUAGGGGAAACACAGCACAACUGCAUGUCUUUGGACUGUGGGAGGAAGACAAAGUACCCCCACGCAAACACAGGAAGAACAUGCAAACUCCACACGGGAAGACACUGCCCAAGGUGGAAUUGAACCGAGGACCUUUUUGCUGUAAGGCAGCAGUGCUAACCACCAUGCCACUGUACACAUUACAGAUUUUUGGGGAUUUUCUGGCUUCUGAAGAAUUUUUGACAGAAAAAUCUGAAAAUCAACAAUUUUUUUUUUGCCUUUUUCUUUUUUCUUUUAAUAGAUAAAUGUGUCCAAACUUUCAGUUUCCAUCAUUAUUAAAGAAAAAGUAUUUAUAAAAACUAAUUUCCGGAAGAAAUUUAAAAAUCCUGAGUGAAUGGUCCCUCAGGGUUUAUUAACGAGAUACUACUUUAAGUAUUCUGGUAGUGAAUUUAAGACUGCUGUUUUUUUAUACCAUUGUUUCUCUAAUAAAUAUUAUUCUGAAAA
Messenger RNA from Archocentrus centrarchus (flier cichlid), 1791 nucleotides. RefSeq names its product follistatin-related protein 1-like. The record is from RefSeq and is a predicted model, not a curated record. The transcript is spliced from 11 exons. Gene Ontology annotation, cellular component: extracellular region. Bases 1 to 1101 code for a protein of 366 amino acids. Lineage: Eukaryota; Metazoa; Chordata; Actinopteri; Cichliformes; Cichlidae. Gene Ontology annotation, molecular function: protein binding. Gene Ontology annotation, biological process: regulation of BMP signaling pathway; multicellular organism development; cell differentiation.